Macadamia integrifolia is the source of this 1673-nucleotide messenger RNA. Its product is annotated as UPF0481 protein At3g47200-like. The coding region runs from base 198 to 1601 and encodes 467 amino acids. The record is from RefSeq and is a predicted model, not a curated record. The transcript has a single exon. Lineage: Eukaryota; Viridiplantae; Streptophyta; Magnoliopsida; Proteales; Proteaceae.
UACGCUUUCCAUAGUUUCCCGAACCCUGCCUGCACUUACCAUUCAACUUCUGCACAGACUAAUAGCAGGGCCGGUGGUUAUGCUCUGUUUCAAUGUUUUGUGAGAAUUCUGCAAUCAUCUUCCACCUGAGUUCAGUUUCAGAGGGUAGAAUUUCAAUUUCAGAUUGCUAAAGAGAAGAAGAAACAAAGCUUGAUGAGAUGGGGAAAAAAUUGGGGGAGCUGAACUCAGAAGACAAACAGGGCAAACCCAAUCAUGUCAUCAGGAUCAGUGACUGUGAUAUAAACCAGGAACGAUUAGCUUGUAUGAAGCGACGAACCUUAGAAUCACCGCGAUUAUUGAACAAUUCCUCCGGCCGAAGCUCCUGCUCCAUCUUCAGAGUUCCUCAGAGGUUCAUCGAGACGAAUGGACGAAUCUACGAACCCAACGUCGUCUCCAUCGGCCCUUACCACCGCGGGAAGCCUCAGCUGCAGAUGAUCGAAGAGCACAAGUGGCGGUUUCUUGGUUCCCUCCUCUCUCGUACCGAAUCCAAAGGUCUCACCUUGGAAGACUAUGUGAGAGACGCAAAGCGGUUAGAACAAAAGGCGCGAGAGUGUUACUCAGAGACCAUUUCCCUGAACUCUGAUGAAUUCGCAGAGAUGAUGGUGCUUGACGGCUGCUUCAUCAUCGAGGUCUUUCGCAUCGUUGGGAAAUUGGUAACUCCCGACCCAGAUGAUCCAAUCUUGUCUACUUUUUGGCUCUUCACUUUUCUCCUCAGGGACUUCCUCAGGCUUGAGAAUCAACUCCCCUUCUUCGUCCUCCAAUCCUUAUUCGAUCUAUCCAAAAUGCCCGAAGAAGAAAAAUACCAAACAGGUGGUGGGCACUCUCCUUCCCUGGCCAUGCUGGCUUUGGGAUUCUUCAAUCAUUCUACUCUAGACAGACCCCAUGAAGUGAUCGAGAGAUUCCGAAACUACCAGCCAAAGCAUCUACUGGACUUGCUCCGAUCAACCUACACAGAGUUGACUCAAGAAGAACGAAAGGGCAAACCCGUAACUCAUCUCAUCGAACCUGUGACCAAGCUCCGCCGCUCAGGGAUCAAACUGAAGCAGAGGAUAUCCUCCGACAAUUUCCUGGACGUGAGCUUCAGAAGUGGAGUACUUGAAAUGCCAGCCAUUACCAUCGAUGACUUCACGAGCUCCUUCUUCGCCAAUUGUGUAGCUUUCGAGCAAUGCCACAGACACUGUUCCAAUCACAUCACCUCUUACGCAACUCUACUGGAUUGCCUCAUCAACACCUACAAGGAUGUCGAGUUUCUCUGCGAUGCCAAGAUCGUAGAGAAUUACUUUGGGACGGAAGGAGAAGUGGCUAGGCUCUGGAAUAAUUUGGGAAAAGAUACAGCCUUUGACGUCGAGAGAUCUUAUCUUUCCAGUUUGUUUGGUGAGGUGAACGAUUAUUACUGUAGUGGGUGGCAUGUACAGUGGGCGAUCUUCAAGCAUACUUACUUUAGCUCACCAUGGUCAUUCCUUUCAGCUGUGAGUGCAGUGAUCCUCCUCGUCCUCACCAUGAUCCAGACCUUUUAUUCUGCUUAUCAAUACAUCUUCCCAUCCAAGAAUAAAGGCAAUUGAUCAUUUGAAAUGAGGUUUGUUCUUGAAAGUAUUACAAGGCAUUUAAUGUUUAAAUUUCAAAUUCAUUCAAUU